UGUUCCCUUUACUCCACAGCGCCAUGGCCUCCUCUGCCUCCUCCGCCACCACCGCCCUCCUCCGCUACGCCCCGUCCGCCUCCAGCGGCGGAGUCGUCGGACCUUGGGCGGCCCAGGUCCGGCGCUCUCUGCUUGUGGCUACUCUUCGCGCGGCGGCGGUAGCGAAUGGGUCGCCCGCGGUGAAGAAGAGGAACAAAAAGGGGGCUGGAGGAGGGGGGCUCGUGAUCCGGGAGGCCGAGGAGUACCUCACCACCGACGUGCAGUACCAGGGAAAGAGCGCAUCACGUCGUAUCCUUGCUCGAGGCAACUUCCACAAGGCUCAGUGCAUUGGCUAUGCGCGGGAGGGAGACAGCUCUAGUCCAGCAGCCCGCACGUGCGACAGCUGGUUGUGCAAAAUGGGGAAUCCUGUUCGGCAGUCGGAUCAUACUUGUGCUAUCUCGGCCUGCAUCAUGUGUAUAGAAGCGCUACACCGAAUAGCUUAUGAGAAGGUCAAUGGCCUGGGAUCCUUUGGCUUGAAGGUCAAGGCCGGCGCAGAAGAGGAACUCAAACCCAUGUUCAAGACCAUCGGGGCAUACGUGGAAGAAGUUCUCGAGGCGAUCUGCUUGAACAGGGGGCUCCCGACCGACGACAACAACGUACGUCUAACGUUCAAAGGGUACGACGCUCGGUACUGCACGGUGAGCGCCGAAGAUGCGGCAGUGCUGAUCACUGAAGGUCCUGUUGUGGGAGGAAUGUCCUAUGCCGAUAAAGAGACAUACAGCAAAUUCUGUGAUGAUGACAACACGUACCAAGGGCCCAAGGAGGAUGAGAAAGUCACCCCCCACGCGGUCGUCUGUGUUGGUUACAAAUUCGACAGCAAAGGGCUCCAUAUUAAAAUUUUGGAUAAUCACACAGCAAAGGGCCCUGUCAGAUGGGUCCAUUACAACGCCUUCCAUUUGUUCACCGUCAUCACAGUAGAUGCUAUCGACCCUACAGGUGUGCUCCACACUCUGUAAGAUGUUCUGGAAGAUAUAUGUUUUGAUUGAGGGGUAGUGUGUAGUGUUAGUGAAACAAUAUCGAUCAUGCAUACACGCGGUACAUGUAGUUUCAAGGAUCAGUUUUAAUACUCAA
This is a messenger RNA of Lolium rigidum, 1110 nucleotides long. RefSeq lists its product as uncharacterized. The transcript has 4 exons. Bases 24 to 995 code for a protein of 323 amino acids. The record is from RefSeq and is a predicted model, not a curated record. NCBI's taxonomy places the organism in Eukaryota, Viridiplantae, Streptophyta, Magnoliopsida, Poales, Poaceae.